This is a messenger RNA of Penicillium chermesinum, 1302 nucleotides long. It is a transcript of the gene tpcD, whose product is annotated as trypacidin cluster transcriptional coactivator tpcD. The record is from RefSeq and is a predicted model, not a curated record. The coding region runs from base 1 to 1302 and encodes 433 amino acids. The transcript has 2 exons. Gene Ontology annotation, molecular function: methyltransferase activity. Lineage: Eukaryota; Fungi; Ascomycota; Eurotiomycetes; Eurotiales; Aspergillaceae.
AUGGACGGCCUCACGCACUUGGAGAUAUAUGGUAAUGAAUUUGCCUGUGCCUUCCGGAUGAUUGGCCCGUUUUGCCAGAGUAUGGACACCGGGCCAUCCACUCCAGCGGUAUCCAUUUCCAAAGAUGUCACAGAAAAUUCGCACCCAGGCCGACGUACCAAGGCCGCCACAAUAGAAGGACUACUUGGAAAUUCCAAUGAAGUUGUGCAGAACACAGCCAAGAAGGUCCAUGUUCUUGCCGGUAUCCGGUGGUUGAGCAGUCUGCACGUUCUGAUCUACCUUCCGUUGCGUGGCACCAUCGCCGUCAAAAAUCUCGCUGAACUAGCCGGCGUCCACGAGAAGGAACUCGUCCGGGUAGUGCGACUGACAGCUACAUGUGGUUUCCUGCAGGAAACAGAACCGGGAAAGGUCUCACACACCCUGCUGUCGAACCAGUUCAUCUCCCAAUGUCGUUUCAAAGACACUAGCAUAUUUCUCGCGGAGAGUGGAAUACCUCGUGCAUUGUGGAGGAGUCCGAUGGAGCGGGAUUCAACGAGGCCAUGUGAGGGUGAACACACCCUGAGCAAAGCCUGCCGCAUGGGCCCCGCGAUGUGGCGCCAAUGGGCCGCUUUCCUACAGUGCACGGAGCACUUUGAUCACAGGGUAACAGAGUUCCUGACCCGCCUAGACUGGACGAGCGUUGGCGACUGCUGCAUAGUCGAGAACGCCCGUGUGUUAUCAGACCUAUACCCCGCCCUGCAGAUCAUCGUACAAGUCGAAGCAAUAUCUUCAGAUCCAGGCCGGCCCCAAGCGCCACAAGCAGGUAUCGCAUCGUUCGAAACCUACAAUCCCCAGAUAACCAUUCAAAAUCGGCCGUUAGGCACACCUCAGCCCGUCACCGACGCAGCAGCCUACAUUCUGCAUCUCCCUCCCACUGCCUGUGGAUCUGCACGCUCAAUCGUAAUGAUGGAACUCCAUGCCUACUGUACCGUUCUCUCCCGCAACCGGGGCGGGAUGCUCAUCGCCACAGCCCGCAUGCUGCCCCCGCCGGGUACAGUCGAUCAGGAGAUCGAAGCUCUAGCGCGGACACGCGAUCUGACCUGUUGGCAGCUGGGGCUUGAUCGCGACCCCGAAGUCUCUGAGGUAGUGGAUCUGGUGGGUUCAGUUGGUGAUGCCCACGGCCGGCUAGUGGUGGUCGAUCAACCGCGUACGCGUGAUAAUGUACCUGUGGCGCUUGCUAUCAAGUAUCAGUCGUGGUCUGAUUUAGAUACCGUACUGGAGCCUAAGGUGUUCUGGAACUCAGUACAUCUGGCCUAUCCGUGA